AUGCUUGAUAGCCCUACUACAUCCAAAAAAUCAGGAGAUAUAUGGAAGAAUGAUACGAAUUUAGAAAGUUUCAUUACCUGCGGCUAUUCUUUGAACCUUAAAACAGACUUUUCUAACUGCAGAUUGAGGGAAUUUUCCACCUCUCUUGAAGCCCUUAAGUUUACUGAAAGUCUUAAUUUAUCGAGGAAUCAAAUUACCAAUCUUCCUAGUCGAGUGAAAGAAUAUAGGUUGCUCACAAGUUUGAACCUAAGCUUCAACAAAAUAUUUUCACUUCCAAGUUGCAUAUGUGAGCUCUCAAGCCUUCGGACUUUAUUGAUUUCUAACAACUUUCUGUCAUCUUUGCCGUCGGAUGUUUGCAAACUCAAUUACCUUCAAGAAAUAGAUCUUUCAUUUAACAGAAUUACAGAUUUUCCUGCUUCUCUGUCUUCGCUGUCAAGUUUGAAGGUUUUAAUCCUCUGCAAUAACUUGAUAACUGAUCUACCAGAAGAAAUAAGUGAUUUCCGUCAUUUGAAGAUUUUAGAUCUCCGUUCAAAUAAAUUAAAACGUUUACCAUUAAAUCUGAGACUUAUGUGGUGCUUAGAAAGAUUAUCUUUGGAAGAGAACCCUCUUUCUUCCCCUCCAAUCACGAUUGUCGCCCGUGGUAUUCCUUACAUUUUUGCCUUUUUAAGUCAACAAGCUCAAUGGAAUUCGGAUAAUAUUACUUCUGAAAAAUAUCACGAUUCUUUAAAUGACUCAUCUACGCCUAAAACAAAUACCAUAAAGCCGUCAAUCACAGAAAAGGUGACAUCACGUCCAUUCAGUAAUCAGAAUGUUCAGAAAUACGAAAGUGUUGUUGACUGUACUCAGAAAUCUUUGGCAGAACAUGAGAUUACCAGCCGUCCGCCAACCCCUUCUACAACACGAGAGUUCACUUACACUUCAACAAAUAUUGUCAAGGCAGAACAGCUGAAGAAUAAAGGCAACAAUAUGUGUUCAAAUGAUUGUGUCACUGUUGAAGAGUCUCCUGUGCAAACUAAAAAUCGCAAUAAAUCUUUAUCAUCUUAUAGAAAUGAAAAAUCAAAAUCGGUUUCUUCAAUUAGUUCUUUGUCAACAGACGAAGAACCAUUAACAAUGAACUUGUAUUAUUCUGCGGAUGAGAAUAUGGUCUUUGAAAAGAAAAAAAGUACCAAUGAGAGUUUAAAAUUACAUACUCCGCAGCAAGUAGAAAAAACUAUCAAGGAACUUAUUAUUGAAAAUCCACCUUCUGCUUGUAAUGUAAACACAGCAACGCCUAUAUUGUCAAUAAUUUCCAAUGAAAACGAUGCAGUAUCAUCAAAAUCUUCUAUUGUAGAAAGAGUGAAUAGUUACGUUAACGAGAAUGAAAGUUCAUCUUCGAGUGCAGAAGAAAUAAUUAGUGAUCAUACUAAAGAUUCUACAACAAAGCACAUGAGUGGUAAAUACGAUAGACGUGUUAAAGCAGGACGUCUUACUAGUUCUUCUCGUUUCCGUUCGUCUAAACGUCAACAGAUGGUGCCAGACGAAUUCCUUAAUUCAGAUGCCUCUCGUAUAUCACAUAGUUCACAGUACUCAGGAAAAUAUAGCAUACCACAUCGAAGUCCCAGCCGAUGUCCUAAUGUUCCCUCAAAUACUAAUCAAAUGUAUUAUUAUAAAGACUCCUGCCAUUCACAUAAAACUGCCGCAGAUAAGAAUAACUGCUAUGAUAUAGCUCGUGUUGGUGUUGCUAUGUAUAUUCCUACUGAGCCUAUUAUCAAAUCCCCUCCUCCUAAUUACUCAAGUAAUGGUCUUCAAAAAAUCAACAAAUGUCAUUUAAAUUCAAAUAUAUCAUCUGCUGCAGUUUUUGUUAGCAAAAAUAAUGAUACAAAAACUGAAAACAAGCGGAUGAACAGUCCAGGACGUCUGGAAUUGAAUAAAUUUGAUCAUAUUAUCAAGUGGGAGGAAUUAUACCCUGAAGAGUUGAAUAAAAUUCAUCAGCUUAGACGUAUAAUUGAUAAAGAAUUGAAUAUUCGGUUGCCUGUUAAUCCAAAACACUUAGCCAUUGAAUUAAGUACUGGUGUUAUUCUAAUCCACUUCGUAAAUAAAUUUAUUGGAGCAGCAUCAAAAAUUAAAGUAUGUUCACCUAGAAAUGAUCAGACGAAUAUGCUGAGUGAAGUGAUGAAAUCCUACCGGCGGAAUAUUAGACGCUGUCGUGAAUGGCUUCAUCUCUAUGGUGUGCCUAGGGAAUAUUUAUUUUCAACCGAAUCAAUUGUGAAUCCAAACAGCGCUAAUGGCUUAUUAUCUUUAGCUAAUUGUAUUUUCAUCACAUACAACUUACGUGAGUCCAAGUUUUCAAAUCAUUUAUCAACACAGAAUAACACUCCUGUAAGUUGUCAAUACAACAACACAGAUUCUUUGCAAUCAAAUUCAAAAGUACAAUCAACAUCCUCAACAAAUAAUGAUACAAAGAUGAAUAAUCAUAAAGUUUACGAAAUCAGUAACUGGCCGCAUCAUUUAUGCUCAGAUGUGUAA
Messenger RNA from Trichobilharzia szidati, 2505 nucleotides. The record is from the annotation of a GenBank genome assembly. NCBI's taxonomy places the organism in Eukaryota, Metazoa, Platyhelminthes, Trematoda, Strigeidida, Schistosomatidae.